GAUUUCCUUUACUCUGCUUCAGACCAAAGCUGUCCUUCUCAACCAAAGCAAGAAAGGAUCCUGCAUGAGUCAAUCCCAGAAUGCUAUUCUUACAUCACCAACAGGUGAAGAAAACCUCAUGAAUAUCGAUCACAGAGACUCAGAGAGCAUCACUGAUGUCUGCUCCAAUGAGGAUCUCCCUGAAGUUGAGCUGGUGAGUUUGCUGGAAGAACAGCUACCCCAGUAUAAGCUGAGAGUGGACUCUCUCUUCCUGUAUGAAAAUCAAGACUGGACUCGUUCCCCACACCAGCAGCAACAUGCAUCUGAUGCCCUCUCUCCAGUCCUCGCUGAAGAGACUUUCCGUUAUAUGAUUCUAGGCACAGACAGGGUGGAGCAGAUGACCAAAACUUACAAUGACAUCGACAUGGUUACACAUCUUCUGGCAGAGAGGGAUCGUGAUCUGGAGCUAGCUGCUCGAAUUGGACAGGCUCUCUUAAAGCGGAACCAUGUCUUGUCUGAGCAAAAUGAAGCCCUGGAGGAGCAACUGGGACAAGCCUUUGAUCAAGUUAAUCAGCUGCAGCAUGAGCUGUCCAAGAAAGAUGAGUUACUUCGAAUUGUCUCCAUUGCUUCUGAAGAGAGUGAGACUGAUUCCAGCUGUUCUACUCCUCUUCGGUUCAAUGAGUCCUUUAGCUUAUCUCAAGGUUUGCUGCAGCUGGACAUGCUGCAGGAAAAGCUCAAGGAACUGGAAGAAGAGAAUAUGGCUCUUCGAUCCAAGGCUUGUCACAUAAAGACAGAAACCAUUACCUAUGAAGAGAAGGAACAACAGCUUGUCAGUGACUGUGUUAAAGAACUUCGUGAAACAAAUGCUGAGAUGUCCAGAAUGACUGAAGAAUUGUCUGGGAAGAGUGAUGAACUGAUUCGAUACCAAGAAGAGAUCUCCUCUCUCUUGUCUCAGAUUGUAGAUCUUCAGCACAAACUUAAAGAGCAUGUGAUUGAGAAGGAAGAACUGAGACUUCAUCUACAUGCUUCCAAAGAUGCCCAAAGACAACUGACAAUGGAGCUGCAUGAGUUACAAGAGAGGAAUAUGGAGUGUCUGGGAAUGUUACAUGAAUCCCAAGAAGAAAUAAAGGAACUUCGUAGUAGAUCUGGCCCUGCUGCUCAUCUCUACUUCUCCCAGUCAUGUGGAGGUUUUUCUGGGGAAUCCCUGGCAGCCGAGAUUGAGGGGACCAUGCGUAAGAAGCUGAGUUUGGAUGAGGAAUCUUCUCUCUUUGAACAAAAAGCCCAACAGAAGCGGGUAUUUGAUACUGUCCGGGUUGCCAAUGACACGCGGGGUCGCUCUGUCCCAUUCCCAGCUCUGCUACCCAUUCCAGGCUCCAACCAUUCCAGUGUCAUCAUGACAGCAAAGCCUUUUGAGUCUGGUUUACAACAAACAGAGGACAAAACACUCCUGCACCAGGGGAGCAACUCGGAGGAGGUUCCAGGAUAUCAAGGAAAAAAUACUGUGUUUUUAAGAUCAUGAAUGUGCUUUUCCCAUAGGAAUGUUGAGAAGACGGGUCAGCCAGGACCCUCUGAAGACAGUGAUGUGGCUACAGCGCUGCAUCGCCUCAGUCUGCGGCGACAGAACUACUUAAGUGAGAAGCAGUUCUUUGCUGAAGAAUGGGAGCGGAAGAUCCAGGUUCUGGCUGACCAGAAGGAAGGGACUAGUGGCUGUGGCACCCCCACCGAGAGCCUUGCCUCUCUCUACACCGACCAGUCGGAGACCACAGACCUCAGCAGUGCCAGUUGCCUUCGAGGUUUUAUGCCUGAAAAAUUACAAAUUGUUAAGCCCCUUGAAGGAUCACAAACUCUGCACCACUGGCAGCAGCUUGCUCAACCAAAUUUAGGAACUAUUCUUGACCCACGGCCAGGUGUUAUCACUAAAGGCUGUACCCAGUUGCCCAAUGAUGCCAUCUAUCACCUCUCUGAUUUAGAAGAGGAUGAAGAGGAAGGUAUCACUUUUCAAGUUCAGCAGCCUCUUCAAAUGGAACAGAAACCUUCAAUAUCCAAGCCAGUAACAGGAAUCUUCCUCCCGCCCAUUACUUCAGCAGGUGGUCCAGUUACAGUUGCAACCUCAAACCCAGGAAAGUGUCUGUCAUGCACAAACUCGACUUACACCUUCACCACCUGUAGGAUAUUGCAUCCCUCUGAUAUCACUCAGGUUACCCCCAGCUCUGGGUUCCCUUCAUUAUCCUGUGGAAGUAGGGGUAGCAGUUCAUCAAAUACAGCGGUGAAUUCUCCUGCUAUGUCCUAUAGACUCAGCAUUGGUGAAUCCAUCACCAACCGGCGAGAUUCCACUAUCACCUUCAGUAGCACCAUGAGCUUGGCCAAACUUCUACAAGAGCGAGGCAUCUCUGCUAAAGUGUAUCACAGUCCAGUUUCAGAGAACCCCCUCCCCCAGCCUCUCCCUAAAGCCCUGGCUAUCCCUUCCACACCACCAAAUUCACCUUCUCACUCACCUUGCCCUUCUCCUUUGCCCUUUGAGCCUCGAGUGCAUCUCUCUGAAAAUUUUUUGGCCUCCCGACCAGCUGAAACAUUCCUCCAGGAGAUGUAUGGUUUGAGACCUUCCCGGAACCCUCCUGAUGUUGGACAGUUGAAGAUGAACUUAGUGGACAGGCUGAAGAGACUGGGGAUAGCCAGAGUGAUCAAGACCUCUGAUGCACGGGAAAAUGGAAGAAGCCAAGAGGCAGAAAUUGGUCUUCAAAGACCAGACUCUGCUGUUUAUUUAAAUUCAGGUAGCAAUUUAUUGAGUGGACUGAGGAGGAAUCAGAGUCUUCCAGUCAUGAUGGGUAGCUUUGGCGCCCCAGUUUGCACAUCCUCACCCAAAAUGGGUAUCCUGAAGGAGGACUAAGGUUCAGCUGUUAUCUGACCUCUUACACAAAUUAGCACAUGAAGGAUAGAUUUGCACUGAUAGAUGUAGUCUGGUUGGACUGAGAGAAAAGGAACGUUGCAGAAGGGGUUGUGAACGUGGGAAGAGGAACGUGGGAGAAUAGAAACAGAAUUGCGAUGAGGCCCUAAUGAAUGAGGUCUGAUAAACUGAAAGUAUAUAUGAAAAGGUCAUGAGUGUUUGGAGGCAGAAAAGGAAGAAAAGUUUAAUACACUCCUUCAGUUGGGUUUUCUUGUCUUGAAAAUGAAAAGUGACUAGAAAAUAAAUUCAGUAAUAUUGAAACAUACCAAAAGUACUGAACUUGCUAGCACAUUUAUUUCUGGUAAGCAUAAGCAAGGAGAACCCAGGUUAGGAGAUGGGAAGAGAAAAGGAGCAGCUUUGACGUCACCUAUGGAAAGCUGUCCUGGAGGGUUGCUGGGGAAAGCUCAGUCUGUUGCUGGGACAGUGGUGAGAUGGCUCAUAGGUUUGCCCCUCCAUCAAAUGGUGUGCUCACAGCGUUAACACAAGUUACCUUUUUCAUGAAAUCAGAAGAGUGGAGACUCCCUUUUGCUUUCUGUUUUCAGGCCUUUGAGCCACUGGCAGCCCAAAGACUACCAAAUUCCUUUUGUAUUUGUGAUUAAUUAAAAGUUCUUUUUUAAAAUUUGUAUUUUUAUAUGACAACCCCC
Ceratotherium simum simum (southern white rhinoceros) is the source of this 3567-nucleotide messenger RNA. The record is from RefSeq and is a predicted model, not a curated record. NCBI's taxonomy places the organism in Eukaryota, Metazoa, Chordata, Mammalia, Perissodactyla, Rhinocerotidae.